AUGACGGUGCUCGCGGACGAUCAGAUCGACUUCGGAGCGGCCCUGCCCGACGAAGCGCCGGGCCAGAAGUGCACCGACGCCGACCCGUCCGGCACCGAGGGCGCCUUCCGCUGUCUGGUGGAGGGCGGCGACAUCGCCUUCGUCAAACACUCGACGCCGCGCGAGAUGAUGAGCGCCGGCCUCCGCAAGGGCACCGGCGUCCGCCAGGCGGGCCAGCAGGCCAUCACCAGCACGGCCAUCCCGCCGGACCUGGACGAGACGAUGUUCGAGCUGCUGUGUCUGGACGGGAAGCGGGCGCCGCUCGCGGAGUACCUGCGCUGCAACUGGGGCCGCAUUCCCAGCCACGCCGUGCUGACGUCGUCGGCGCGGCCGCGCGAGCUGCGCAUCCAGUACCAGCGCUUCCUCAAGGAGGCGGUGAACCUGUACGGCUCGCCCUCGCCGACCACGCCCGAUCCGUACGGCGACUUCCGCUUCUCGCUGUUCGAGUCCUUCCGCUACGGCGUCCGGCCGAACCUGCUCUUCCAGGACUCGACCGUGUCGCUGUACCCGAUCAAGCACGACGACCAGCUGUACCUGCGCUACCUGGGCGACGCGUUCACGCCGAUCAUGGAGGUGCGCUCGUGCCCGGUGCGCGCGCUCCGCCUCUGCGUCACCUCGCACGCCGAGCAGAUCAAGUGCAACCAGAUGCGGCAAGCGCUUCGGGCCCAGCUGCUGAAGCCGGAGCUGAUCUGUUUCCGGGGACACAGCACCGUCGACUGCAUGCGGGUCAUCAACAGGGGUUUGGCCGACAUUGUGAUGCUGGACCCGGGCGACGUCUACACGGCCGGCAUGCGCUUCAACCAGGUACCCAUCAUGAACGAGGUGUACGACAAGGACAAGUCCUUCUUCUACGUAGUGGCCGUCUCCAAGGAGACUGACCUGGACACCGACCUGCUCUACCUGAGAAACAAGAAGACGUGUCACACGGGCGUGAUGGACGGCGCCGGCUGGGUGAUCCCGCUCGCCUACCUCAUCUCCAACGAGCGCAUCCGCGGGUACGGCUGCAACUCGGUGCAGGCGGCGGCGCAGACUUUCACCAAGGCGUGCGCGCCCGGCGCCCUCAGCAGCGACUAUAACUUCGGCUACACCUGGUACAACCUGUGUCAGUUGUGCCACGGCUCCAGUGGGAACUACUGCUCCCGGGACGCCUCGGAGGGGUACUACGGCCACACCGGCGCGUUCCGCUGUCUGGUGGAGGGCGGCGGAGACGUGGCCUUCGUCAAGCACACCACCGUCCAGGAGAACUGCGACGGCAAGCGCCAGGAGUUCUGGGCGCGCAACCAGCUGACCGCCGACUACCAGCUGCUCUGCCGCGACGGCACCCGUGCCCGCAUCCAGGACUACCCCACGUGCAACGUGGGCCGCGUGCGCACCAACGCCAUGGUGACGCGCGGGGGCGAGGCGCUGAACGAAACCGAGAUCAACACCAUCCUCAACCUGUUCAUGCACGCUCAGCAGCACUUCGGACAGAAGUUUGGCGACGAGUUCAACUUCAAGAUGUUCCACUCGUCGGAGCCGACGGCCGACCUCAUCUUCUCGGACGCGGCGCAGCAGCUGCGGCCCAUUCCCAAGGACGAGCGCAACUACAGAGCCUACCUGGGCAAAAACUUCCUGGAGGCGCGCGCUGUGGUGGACUGCCGAGCCGGCGCGGCGUCCCUGGCCGUCUCCCUGGCAACGGUCGCUGUGGCGGCGGCCGCGCGCCUUCUGGUGUGACGCGCGGCUGAAGCACAUCUCAUCUGUACAUUGUCGUACCCGGGGACAGGACACGCCAAUCACACAGUGCAACAGUGCAACCGUCGUCCGUGAAGUGGUGGAUAGCUGUUAGGAGAAGCGGCGCACGCGAUCGACUGAGGGUCGGAAUCUCGGGCCGUGUGGGGUUCGGCGCGUGGGCCCCGCUGCAGCCUCCGACGAGGCGCCCGCCGGCCCGUCCAGCGGCUGUGCAGCUCGGGUCCUGGGGUCGUCGGCGUUGGCCCAGCGAGGCGGCCGCCUGGGCGUGCCUGAACACGACCCCCAGAUCCACUCGGCCGGCCGCCUCUGUGGCGGUGACUGCCAGCCGUCGGGGCCGUGCGGUGCGGCUCGUCGUGAUGUCAUCGCCGUGUGCUUCGGGCUGGGGUGGCCCCGGUCGCCAGAUGACCGCUCCUCACCUGGACCUGGUGCCUGCGUGGUCGAGCCGCGGCGUGCGCAGCUGGCUCGACUCGCCACAGCCGCUCUCUGGCUCGCCACCCGUGCAUUACCUUGCGCCCGCCUCAGAUCUGCGCGAAGAUCUGAAGCAGACAGCUCAAACGUGACGGAAUCCGUAGCUAGUGUGUGAUGCGCACGGCUGGGCAGGGCGCGCGCCCAGUGUACGGGCCUCUGGAUGUGGCUGCACCGAUACCACGCCGUGGACGGCCGACGACGGCACUUCCGAGUCAGAGUCAAUGUCAUUGGUGAGCGCUGGUCUGACUAUGCGCACCAGCUCGCGGGCCCCGGGCCGGCCGUGCUCUGCGCCCGUGGGCGUGGUUGCAGCAGGCCGGCCGGAACGCGAGGCGCUUUGCUGGUCACGUUCUCCGGCAGGAUCGUACCCGGGAUCUCGGCUAGGACAGUAGGCUCACGUGUGGCUCCAGAGCAACGCUGCGCGCGCUUUUUGCUGCAGAGAUCAUGGUUUUAGGUCGUAUGUUUUCAACAGUUACAUCGAAGCAAGCAGGCGUCGUGGAGCCUCGAGGAAAUACCACACUGAAAAUAUGUGAACUGCACAUAUUAGUUUUGAUGCGCCUACCUCCGCGCCUGCUUGUCGGAUGUAUCACGUAGCAUAUAUUUUGUAUGGACUCUUUUCACCGGCGGUUGCUUGACACGCCUAGCAUAUUGCACGUCGGCAUAGCGGCCUGUUUUUAUUCGUGUAGGCUUUGCACCUCGUGGCGCGCGCUUUCUACCAAUUGUACCCGGCUGCUAUCGUUCAUACGCGCAGUGUAUUCCACUUUUGGAUGGAUAUUUUUAUAACUGACGUUACUGUGUGUGACAAUAUCUACACGUUACAAUGACUGUGCCCAUCCCGUCCACUCGUAUGAGGCUUGUGAAUCCGUCCAGUAUACGCCAGAGCUGACGCUCAAGCGCUAUUGCAUUCCGUCUUUGCGUCCAAAUAUACCAG
Pollicipes pollicipes is the source of this 3163-nucleotide messenger RNA. RefSeq names its product melanotransferrin-like. Gene Ontology annotation, cellular component: recycling endosome; early endosome; plasma membrane. Lineage: Eukaryota; Metazoa; Arthropoda; Thecostraca; Pollicipedomorpha; Pollicipedidae. The record is from RefSeq and is a predicted model, not a curated record. Gene Ontology annotation, biological process: iron ion transport.